Messenger RNA from Gongylonema pulchrum, 455 nucleotides. NCBI's taxonomy places the organism in Eukaryota, Metazoa, Nematoda, Chromadorea, Rhabditida, Gongylonematidae. The record is from the annotation of a GenBank genome assembly.
AUGACACGAGACGACCUGUUCAACACCAAUGCCAGUAUUGUGCGUGAUCUAUGCGAAGCAGCAGCACAGUGCUGUCCGAAAGCUCAGGUUGCAAUCAUCACAAAUCCGGUCAAUUCGACCGUUCCAAUUGCAUCGGAAAUCUUCAAAAAACAGAAUGUCUAUGAUCCGCGACGUAUAUAUGGCAUCACAACACUCGACAUUGUGCGAUCAGCAACAUUCGUCGCCGAACUCAAAGGUCUCGAUGUGGGGAAAACAAAGGUGCCAGUAAUUGGUGGCCAUUCAGGCGUCACAAUUAUUCCAGUUCUUUCGCAAGUGCAACCAUCGUGUGAGUUCUCGGAUGAUGAAGUGAAAACAUUGACCGAACGAAUUCAGAAUGCCGGAACAGAAGUGGUGAAAGCCAAAGCUGGCGGUGUAAGUUGUUUUACGGCUGACAACUUUUUAAAUCAAACUUAGGU